AUGGCAACCCUUUCUUCUUUCAAAGCAACACGCCUAUCAUGGAAGCUCUUCUUCCUUUUUCUUUGCUUCACAAUCCUCCUGGUUGGCCCAAGCUCUGCGACCAGCCGCGGGAAAACGAUAAUGCAACCGGAGCAUCACCGGAAAAAGUAUGAUGUAGGUUCAAAGAAUCCCGGCUUGCUUUUCAGUAUGCUACCAAAAGGGAAACCUGUCCCUCCUUCUGGUCCUUCAAAACGGCACAACUCAGUGUUCCUGGAGUUUUGCUGA
Molecule: messenger RNA, 264 nt
Organism: Lactuca virosa
Lineage: Eukaryota; Viridiplantae; Streptophyta; Magnoliopsida; Asterales; Asteraceae
Source: the annotation of a GenBank genome assembly